UGACUGUUACCAAGAAGGACCCCACUGGCCACCUGCAAAUCCAACAAAAGAGAUUUCCCAGUCAACCAUUGCUUUUUCACAUGUGCAACAAAAUUUUCCUGGUGCAAAUCAAUUUAAUCAGUUAGAAGAAGCUAUCUGCAAUACUAGCUGUUUCGUUGAUAACAUUUAUCUGAAUGAAGAGCCUCGGGAUAAUGGAAUGAGAAAUAAUGAAAUGAGGAAUGACUAUCCGCUUACAGCAAACCCGGAAGUUAUGAUGGAACAGAGUACAUUUGUACCUUCAGCUACUCUCCCAACAGAUGAACCAACUAUCAAUAAUGUUCCUUCUCAGGACCCUCUAGAAACUGCUGCAUUUAACAUAAAAGUCUCUAUCUACUAUCACAACAAGAUAGUGCGUGACGAAGCAGAAGUAAAUAGCUGCCUGCUCACCUACAACCAGGAGAACUGCCACCAAUCACACAAUGCACAGGUCAUACAGUUUCCAAAUCCAGACAUGCUGACGGAUCAGAAGCGAGUUGAAAAGACCUUGUUUGUCUUAGAGACUGCACGUUUAUUAUUAUAUCAGAAAAACGGGAGGAUCUGGGCCAAGCGACUUGGAAUGUGUCAGGUCUUCCAUGCGUUCUCCAAGGAGCUGGACAAUCGUUCUCAGGACCCUCCAUGUAAAUUACUGCCAAGGAAUGUUGAAACUGAAAUCUUCAACUAUGAACAGUUCUAUCAAGCUGGUUCCAAAUUUUUGUAAAAAUUCGCAUGAAUUCGUGCAGAGGGAAGGCUGCUCAUCCCUGAACAGCGAAAGUCUGAGCCUCCAAAUCUCCAACAGCCUUUUUGAUAUGAUAGAACAGCUUUCUACUAUAUUCAUGCAGACUGAGACAGCGUAUUGAGUGUUUUGUUUUGUGUGCCAAUUAAUAGGUUUUGCAGAGGGUGAGGCUGGUUCUCUCCAUUUGUUUCACAGGCCGAAGUACUACAAUCUCUAGAUUGCAUCUCAGCCUUGUUAUUAGGGCAGAUGAUCUUCUAAUUGGACUAUUAUUUAUUGAGAUAAUCACACCCUGGGGAUACAGAUACUCUGCCCUGUGAAAUUCUUUCCAAGAACCUAUUGGAAUAUAUAUCUUGCUAUGGGGCAUUAUGACAAGGAUUCUUCUUUGCAGUAAUAAUCGUGGAACAAAGUUGAGGAAAUUCUUUUCAAGAACAUAUUUUUAUGUGAUAAGAAUUUCCAGAUGCUACGGGA
This is a messenger RNA of Thamnophis sirtalis, 1219 nucleotides long. The record is from RefSeq and is a predicted model, not a curated record. NCBI's taxonomy places the organism in Eukaryota, Metazoa, Chordata, Lepidosauria, Squamata, Natricidae.